Salarias fasciatus (jewelled blenny) is the source of this 828-nucleotide messenger RNA. It is a transcript of the gene ap1s3a, whose product is annotated as adaptor related protein complex 1 subunit sigma 3a. Gene Ontology annotation, molecular function: clathrin-cargo adaptor activity. Gene Ontology annotation, biological process: intracellular protein transport; vesicle-mediated transport. The coding region runs from base 113 to 577 and encodes 154 amino acids. Gene Ontology annotation, cellular component: AP-1 adaptor complex; membrane coat. The record is from RefSeq and is a predicted model, not a curated record. The transcript is spliced from 5 exons. Lineage: Eukaryota; Metazoa; Chordata; Actinopteri; Blenniiformes; Blenniidae.
GGAUUUCUGGGAGAAUUAACAAUGUCGCUGCAUCACACGGUCCGGUGAGAGCGCGCGGCAGGACUCUGGGAUUAUUAUACACCUGCAGGAUUUCAGCUCAGUGCGGGGCAUCAUGAUCCGCUUCAUCCUGCUGUUCAGCCGUCAGGGGAAGCUCCGUCUGCAGAAGUGGUUCACGCCGAUGACAGACCGGGAGAAGAAGAAGGUGAUCCGCGACAUGAUGAUGACGGUGCUGGCCCGGCAGCCGCGCUCCUCCAACUUCCUCCAGUGGAGGGACCUCAAGAUCGUUUACAAGAGGUACGCCAGCCUGUAUUUCUGCACUGGGCUGGAGGAGCAGGACAAUGAGCUGCUCGCCCUCGAAGUGCUGCACAGAUACGUGGAGCUGCUGGAUAAAUACUUCGGGAAUGUGUGCGAACUCGACAUCAUCUUCAACUUCGAGAAGGCCUAUUUCAUCCUGGACGAGUUCCUGAUGGGCGGAGAAGUCUUAGAAACGUCCAAGGUUGCAGUGGCUGUUUCUCUGGAGCAGGCGGACACGCUCCAGGAGACAAUGGAGGAAUACAUGAACAAACCUGCCUACUGAGCCCAGACAGGACAAGGUCGUUUCACGUGAAGACCUGAAGCAAAGCGGCCCGUGCGCUGUUUCUGUGUAAUUAUUGUACGUUUGCAUCUGCAAGUGCCUCUUAAGCCUCAUAUUUAUUCAUCUCAGAGUUGUAUGGGAGGAAAUACAACUGAUAAAAGCCUUGUUUCAAUUCAAUUAACUCCACCUGAGGUUUUUUUAAGACGUGCUUGUGUCGAGUGACGGUGAGCAAAUGGAGAAACAAUACACAGUAA